Messenger RNA from Peromyscus leucopus (white-footed mouse), 2699 nucleotides. RefSeq lists its product as uncharacterized. Lineage: Eukaryota; Metazoa; Chordata; Mammalia; Rodentia; Cricetidae. The transcript is spliced from 7 exons. The coding region runs from base 240 to 1310 and encodes 356 amino acids. The record is from RefSeq and is a predicted model, not a curated record.
UGUGGCGGUUUUCCUACUAGGCAGGGGGCGUGGCUUGAUGACUCAUUUUGAUGAUACUAUUUCCAGGUAGUGUGGCUGGCUAGAGAGUGGCAUCUAUUUCUGAAGACAGCAUCUCCGGAUCUGCUGCUCUUCAUUGCUUCACACCACCUAUACUUCGUAGACUUUUGGCCAGUCACCAGGGUCCAGACCUCAGGACAAAACCCUGGGGUGGAUGCUCUAGACAUGGCUCUCCAUGAUAAAUGGGGCAUCUGUCACCAAUGAGGAUCAUGGUGACGGGAAGCUGCUGGAGGGGACAACUGUCAAGAAACUCCUUCCACUCAGCUGAGCUGAGCCUUGGCUCAUGGAAGCGGCACUAUUCUGAGGUGUACUUCUGUUGGAGGAGUGUCUUGUGGGGGUGCCAUUCUCCACCUGAAAAGGUAGAGGACAUGGCAGAAGAAUUAUCAUGGAGGGAUCUCAGCGAUGACAAUUUACAACCAGAAUCCAUAAAACUAGGAUCAAGAUGGUCCAUCUCCACCCUGGUAAAAACUAUGUGUUCCCUUAGCCACAUGACAGAGAACAACUUUGAAAUUCCUGGAACAAAGAGACUUUUUGAGACCCUCGCAGAAAAUGACAUACUGUAUGAGAGAAAAAUUACUUAUGUCAUUGGACAAAUGGAAAAUCAUCCAAAGAUUUCCUCCACCAAGAGAUUUGCACAUCGUCUCAUCCUCCCUCCCUUUCCCUUAAAGAGGAGAUGGAGUGAGCUGGCUCUGCCGACGUUUGUGACAACAGAAGAAGGCAACCAAGGGCAGGAGGGUGAUGGUGUGAAGGCAUUAGACACAUCUAAGGAGACAUCUGCCUCACUGGGUGUAACAUCAGAGAGGACACAUGUGGAGGCUGAGACUGGCAGUACCGUCACUUUCAGUCACACAACGCUGGAUGUCUUGUACUUCCUAGAGGACACCAUGUGCCAGAAGUACCAUGGACCGCCAGAUGAUGCUGGCAUUAUGGAGGAAACCACCAAUAUGGAUUUGAAUGACAAUAUUAGCCAGACGACAAGUGAUCUCAUGUUCACUGUUUCCCCUCCACAGCAUGGGAGCAGCCAAUAUGAAACAGUCAAAGACUUAAUAAGUAGGGAAUCACCGUCUACAUCUACCAAUGAACAGCCCCAGGAGGUACCCAUAGCCUCCAACAGGCACACAAGAAGGGGCUGGAAGGGCCUGAGGAGGCAGGCUCGGAACCUAUUUCGAAGGUUAUGUUUCUGUCUUCCCACCCCAAGGAGAGGAGGCACGGCAUCCAGGGCUGAAGAUGAGGCCCAGGCCCGUGGUUCCUAAACCACAGGUCUGUGUUCGGCCUGGUGGGGCAUAACAGCCAUAGGAGGGAACCAGGCCAGAACGAGAAAGGAGGAGGUUUGCCCCAAACCUCUUGUUAGCUGCCAGACACUGCCAGCAACCAGGGCACAAGCUCUGUAACCCUCCUCUCCUGCAGAGUAUGAGGCUUAACUUAACUGGCCCCAAGCACUAGUGGCUGGACAGAGAAGCCAGCCACAGAAUCAUCUGGUGAUGGAGAGGCAUCCAUCCUGCUCCACAGUCCACAUGGAGAAAAGUGGUAAAGAGGCACAGAAUGAGGAGGGGAGAAGAGGAGGCAAGUGGGAGAUGUCAAGAGAGAAAAGCACUAAGAGCAGGAGGAGGAAAUGGCAUGAAGCAGGAUGAGGAGGAGGCGACUUGUCCAGAGGAAAUUCCAGUCAGGCAGCAGGAAAGUAAGGGAUGAAUGUGUGGCAUGGCGAAAGGGGCCAAGCCAAGCAGGAGAAGGAGCAAAAUUCCCCUCAAGAGGAGAGUUGGGGCUCAUAGGGCACAAGACAUGGUCUUCUCCUCUUGUGUACCCUAUGCUCUUGUCCUGGGGUAUUCAGGCAGCGUGUGGCUGUAGAGAAGAGAAGCCACAUGGUUCCCAGGAGCCUCUUCCUCUUUCUGCUGGACCCUGUCUUGGAUUGAUCUGGUGACAUCUGUGUCUUUGUCUUCACUGCCUUCUUCCUUAAGGGCCAAGGUGCUUGCUAUCCACCCAUCCAAAGACUACUCAAACUAAUAAAUUUCAUGUCCCAUGGGGGAUUCCUUGAAUUUGUGAAUAGGUGAGCAGUGCUUAACAGGGCUGUGGAACAUCACUGCCCAGACAAGGCCAGAAAACUUGGGAAUUCUUUAAGCCCAGUGCCACCUUCAGGGUUAGGACUAGAAGGAAACCUAAUUGUCAAGACACUGUAGAUGACAGCUGGUGGUGUGGUCUAGAGCCUUGCUGAGUGGUCUGUCUGCAGUCUUCUCCUGCCCACCUUUCACAUAGGGAACAUCUUCUUGAGUCACCAAAGGGCACCCCAGCUGACAGAGGGUUGCAGGAGUCUAAUCUUCCAGGAUCAUUCGGUAUAGUAAAUUUGUGUCCACUGUGUUUCUCCUUGUGGUGGAAGAUGAGUUUCUACAUCCUGGUCUUGAUGUACAUCAACCAUCCCUACUGAGUUCCUUUCUCGGCAGAGGUUGAUGACCAUGGUCAAUGGGAGUAUGGUCCUUUGUGACACCUUAUCAGUUUGUCUGGAAUCCACUUCAUUGGACACAUCUUGUACCUGUAGCCAUGACCAAGUCCUUUAUGCAGCGUGUUCACCCUAGCCCUAGUGACAGUCAUAGUAUAAUGGGUCAACAUUUUCUUCUAAUAGUUCUGCCUUUAUAUGUUACUUGGUCUUU